UAGGAAUUCUGACAUUUGCGGUGUGUGCUCAUCCCAGCUUGAUCAAGCCCUUCAAGGAAGUGAUCCUGCCCAGAAGAGAGUACGCUUUCUGCAGGCUUACGAGCCUGGCCCCCUCAGCGAAUUCAGCGUCAUCGUCGGAGAGGUGCCAUGGACUUUAUAGAGAGGGGCUUCAACUGCAGUCGCCAAUGUCGUGUUUACCUUCGCCUUCCGAAAAACUCUCAAGAAACACCCUUGUGCGGUGUGUGCACACCCCAACUUAAUGAAGCUUUUGUAGGAAGUAAGUAUGCAGAAAGCGCACAGAAAAAAGUGCGCUUUCUGCAGGCUUACUCUCCCGGCCCUCUCAGCCCAUUGUUCCGCGGCGAUGUCACCUUCGUCGGAUGCGAUCUGGUGCCCGUCUUCGCUCAUCGUUUCAUUAUGGCGGGCAAGUCCACUGUCUUUGGGAAGAUGUUUGAUAUCGAUAUGAAGGAGAAGGAGAUCGGAACAGUGCAAGUCGACGACGCAGAUGCUCCUGUGCUGAGGUCCAUGGUGAAUUUCUGUUACACUGCAGAAAUUUUGUUUACUGAAGAGGCAUCAGUCGAGGAAGUGAUGAAGCUUGCCCACAAAUAUGACAUCAGCGAGUUGAAGGAAGUUUGCGAGAGCGAGCUUUGCGAAGGUAUCAACGAGGAGAACCUCUGCACUAGAUUAAGACUUGCUCACAUAUAUGAUAUCAAGACGCUGAAUGCAGUUGGAGUCAAGUUCUUCAAGGAUAAUUUCGAUGAUGUGUACCCUAGUGUUGUAGAGAGAUUACGUUAAUAGAAUUAGAGGUAGUUUAUAACAGAAUGUCCCGGUUUGGACAGAUGUUUUUAUGCUUAACAGUCUCAGA
Messenger RNA from Marchantia polymorpha subsp. ruderalis, 862 nucleotides. NCBI's taxonomy places the organism in Eukaryota, Viridiplantae, Streptophyta, Marchantiopsida, Marchantiales, Marchantiaceae. The record is from the annotation of a GenBank genome assembly.